This is a messenger RNA of Chelonoidis abingdonii (Abingdon island giant tortoise), 5708 nucleotides long. Lineage: Eukaryota; Metazoa; Chordata; Testudines; Testudinidae. The record is from RefSeq and is a predicted model, not a curated record.
UUGUAAUAUAUUCUGUCGAUCUUCGGUACUUCUCUCUGUUGCCUGAAUAUGGCUAAGGUGUGCGAGUUGAUUUAUCGUCUGUGCCCCACACAAACAGGGCAUAGUUGAAGAUAUGAAGCUGAAGCUGCCUUCUUCGCCAACCUGAAACUGUCUGAUUUCAACAUCAUUGACACUCUUGGAGUUGGAGGUUUUGGACGAGUUGAACUGGUCCAGUUGAAAAGUGAAGAAUCCAAAACAUUUGCAAUGAAGAUACUGAAGAAACGUCACAUAGUGGACACAAGACAGCAGGAGCACAUACGCUCAGAGAAGCAGAUAAUGCAGGGGGCUCACUCAGACUUCAUUGUGAGGCUAUACAGAACAUUCAAGGACAGCAAAUAUUUAUACAUGUUGAUGGAAGCCUGUCUAGGUGGAGAGCUUUGGACAAUUCUCAGGGACAGAGGUUCAUUUGAAGAUUCUACGACCAGAUUUUAUACAGCAUGUGUGGUGGAAGCUUUUGCCUAUCUGCAUUCCAAAGGAAUAAUUUAUAGGGACCUCAAGCCAGAAAACCUCAUUCUAGAUCACCGAGGUUAUGCCAAACUGGUCGAUUUUGGCUUUGCAAAGAAAAUAGGAUUUGGAAAAAAAACAUGGACUUUUUGUGGAACUCCAGAGUAUGUAGCCCCAGAGAUCAUCCUGAACAAAGGUCAUGACAUUUCAGCAGACUACUGGUCACUGGGAAUCUUAAUGUAUGAACUCUUGACUGGCAGUCCACCUUUCUCAGGCCCCGAUCCCAUGAAGACCUAUAACAUCAUAUUAAGGGGGAUUGACAUGAUUGAAUUUCCAAAGAAGAUUGCCAAAAAUGCUGCUAAUUUAAUUAAAAAACUAUGCAGGGACAAUCCAUCAGAAAGAUUAGGGAACUUGAAAAAUGGAGUAAAAGAUAUCCAAAAGCACAAAUGGUUUGAGGGCUUUAACUGGGAAGGGUUAAGAAAAGGUACAUUGACACCUCCUAUAGUACCAAGCGUUGCAUCUCCGACGGACACAAGCAAUUUUGACAGUUUCCCUGAGGACAAUGAUGAACCGCCACCUGAUGACAACUCAGGAUGGGAUAUAGACUUUUAAUGUAUUUCUCUUACCUGCUUCUGCCUUGCUGAAGACAGCUUCCUGAGACAUGGCUGCCAGCAAAACUGAAGGAAUUGGGGAGGAUUAGUGCUCGGGGUCACCAUGAUGCCUUGAUUGAUGCUGCUACAGUAACUACAGUGGCAUUAGGACUUAUUGCUUAGAUGACAAUAGUGCUCUUCACAUGUUUUAUGUUUGAACUUAUAAUAGCAGUUGACAUGGUGGUCCUGAAGCAAGCCUUUUCACCAGUAAAGAAAUAUGUUUUCUAUCACUGCAAUUAUCUUGCUAUGCUCUAAUUAUAAUUUGAAAGAUAAUAGUGUAAGAUACACUUAAAGCCAGUAUUUUACAGUUAGAAUUAUCAGUAGGAUCAAAUAGUAACUUAUUACGUACUAUAGUUAUCUAUGGUACAGAAUGUGGGGUACUCCCACACUUCAAAGUGAGUUUGUAGGGUCUUUUAUUGCAGGCCAGUGUGAAUACAAAAGGAGGACCACAAAACUAUAGGUCAAUGAGUUCAUGUCAAAGCAGUGCUAAAAGUUGUCUUUUUUUCAAGCAGUAUUCAUGAGAAGACUGAAUGUUACCUUUCCUUUUUCUUUCUGACAGAUUUUUUAAAAUGAUACAACAAAAGCACAACUGCUACAGAUUCUGUUGAGAACUGUGGCAGGUAUGGGUCGGUUUUCACAUACAACUCAGAACAUGAUGUAACUAACAUCUUUUUUUUUCCUUUUGGUACAAUAAAUAUUUGCAUGGAAAAAAUCAUAAUUAUUCAUUCUACAUAUUAAGAAACUGUGCUUAAAUAACAGUCCUAGAAAUAGAAUGACAACAACCAACUGGUCUUAUUAAUUAUUAGAAAUAAAGACGGAUCUUAAAAUAACCCGUAGCUUUUAGAACCCCAGAAGGAAAAUCUCAGACCCAUAACAUACUGUAUAGGUGCUAUGUACGUCUUUCAUCUGUGAAUAUAAAUGUUCAGCAGUCAAUAAGCAUUUCAGAGAUAUGUAGCAAGAGACAUCAUCUUUAGUGAUGCUCUAAAAACAGAGAAUCCUUUAAGACUCCACAUUUGCAUCUUCUCUGCUUUUACUCCACAGUAUUUGGGAGCCAUCAUAGUGUUCUUACUUUUCCUGCUUCUUUAAAAAUAUAUCAAUACCGAGGCAGUUUGCAGAUGACCGGCUUUAUUUUUUUAAUCGGUAUACUUCAAAAUGUAACUAAACCAAUGUUUUCGGUUACACCACAGUAUUAUAACAAUGAAUACUAAUACUCUGCCUGGAACAAUGGAUGGGAUUCUGAUGGCACACCAUAUAAAUGGAAAACUAAUGUGAGAGCAACACAGGUCUACUGUAUUUGUGUGAGAUCUGCUGGCACAUAUAUCUGCAGUACACAGACACUUCAGUGAUUAUCCUGAGGUGCUGCAAUGGCUACACCACAAACUGCUAUAAAAAAGAGAGGGGAAAAGGAUACUAUAGGCCUGAAUUCUUUUCUCACUUCAACUACUUUUACAUCACUGUAACUCCAGGACAUCAGUGGAGUCAUUCCUGAUUUACAAUGAUGUGAGAAAAAAAAUCAAACCUCGUUUGCCAACUAAUCAGAGAUGUGUUAGACUGAAUGUAAGUUUACCCCCUUACACUUAUAAGAGGUAUUAGUUUUCAGAACUUGCAAUAGAUUUUACCAGGGCCUCAUUAUAUUAAUUGGAGCAGCAUAUGAUGCCACAUCUGAUUAUACGAUGUUAUAUAGAGUCAAAAUAUGUGACUUAAUUUGUUGUGGUCCAUCACAUCAUAUAUAUAUUGAAGCCAUUAAAAGAUCAACAUUUCCCACGUUUGGUACCACACAGUUAUCAUGGAUAUCUACUGUUCUAAAUUUACAGGAAGACUAUGGUAAUCUCAAAUAACAUUGUGCGGUAACAGUGUCAGAAGAUGUUACUUUUUUGUGGUGACCACUGUAUGCAUCCUAAUAUAUUAGCAUAUUAAUGGCAUACAUGAUUUUUCAAAGCAUGGGACUCUAGGAUCUGAUCUUAUCCUAUUGAAAUCAAUAGGAGUUUCACUAGUGACUUCAACAGGAGCAGGCCCCUAAUUAAGAUUUUGUGGCAUUUUUGUCUUUACCCUUAAAUACAGGAGAAGCAAAUAGUAGGGGAUUUAUCAAUAAUAGAAUGCCUACUGUGAAUACAUUUUAGCAGCUUUUCAUAUUCAUAAGGACAUAUAUUGGUUUAACAGAGCAUUUUAAAGAUAACAUUGUCAAAUAAAUAGAAUAAUAAAUAUACCAACAUCAUGUCUACAAUUUGCCAGCAGACUAGAAAGCCUCACUUACCACAGUUCCCUUUAAUUAAUCUAUUUCAUUUAUUUUUACAGUUACAUAUAGUCAGAUGAGGCAAUAUCAGCAGCACAACAUAACUGCAAAUUACUUCUGCUGUUUAUUAAUCAUGUGUGGCAUUGCAUUAAGAUUUGUACACUUUGAAGCAAUCAUAAAAAUAAUAAUAAUUACAUCUACCAGGAACUACUUGUAUGCAACAAGUAUACCAUGUACUUAAUUUUAAACAUUUAACUUAGGGAUUUAAAAUGCUGUCUGAAAGCAGACACUAGAUACUAGGGCUAUAACAGUCUCACAGUCAUCUUAGUAAAAAAAAAAAAAAAAAGUAUUCACCUUAUUUCUGCAUUAAAGCUGGAUCCCUCCACCCCCAUUGUCUGACAUGGAGUGAUGUGGCUACAUUGGACAGUGAAACUUGUUUAAUUUGUUAACUGACUUUCUUGUUAUACAUAAGAACAUGAAGAACAAGAGUUUAUCAUCUGUCUCAAUUCUAAAUAGUUAUUAUAGUAUGAGUACUUCGGAUUCAACUAUCAAUUACAAUAAACUGAAGAAUUGCCAAGAGAAAAGAGCAUCACAAUAUUUUUUGGGUGAACUGAAAACAUUACAGGAAGAAUGUUUCAAAAUGAGCUUGUUAUCAAUUACUUUUGUUUGUUCCUAUCAGUUUUGUCCUUGUGCCACAUACAAUAAUAUCUGAAUCCUAUGGCAUGCAGUGUAUUAAUACAAAUUUAUUUUUAUAUAAAUCUUCACUCAACUUUCAUCUUCUUUACCACGUAUAUUUUAAAUAAUUUAUCAUAUGUAUGUGAAUAACCCCUUCAUUUAUAAUUAAUAUAUUUGAUUUACAUAUAUACAUUCAUAUAAAUUGAUUGCCUCAGUAUUUCCACUUGUCUCUUUUUCUUUAUGCUUCCUUUAUCAUAUAUGAAAAGAUGAUGUAUUUACAUAAGGAGAAAUCAGCUACCAUAUUUAAAACAAGCGUGUUAGCAUUGGGUUCAUACGAUACAGAUGAUCUGUAGCUCAUCAUAUUGCUGCAUUAUUCAUUAAAAAACUCUUAUUUAACAAUAGGACCAUAAGCAAAUAUUUAUGUAAAUAGAUAUUUUCGUGUUGAUAUUUUGUGGUACUCAUAUAACUUUUUAUUUGGAGUUCCAUGGCAUUAUUACUUCAUUUUUCUUAUUUGUAAUGUAAUGUUUUAGAUCAAAGUAGACUUGAAUUAAUGUCAUAAUUGUCAGUAUUAUUGAACUUUGUCAACUGUACUCUUAUUCAUCUGUUCCAUAGUUUAGAACAUGACCUAGCUAUUUGGCAUUGUUGCAAGUGCCUUAAAUUCAUGGCAUCCUAUAAAAAUACAAAUUUGGUGUUAUGCUGCAUGACAAAGACAAACACACCUCAGAAUGUUGUCCUUUCUUAGCUUGCUGCGUUUUACAGUUCUUUCUGCUAACAAUUUAUAAGCCUUUAUUAUAUAAUAUUGAUGAAUUACAGAAAUGAUGAAGUUGUUCUCUUAUUUCUGUUAAAUGUACCAGAGCUGUGAAUCUGUUAAUGAGAUACAGCGUCAUUUCUGUGAAAUGUAUAAAUGUACGUGCAGGUCAAAUUAAUAUAUGACAUACUAUCAGUCUGUAUACAGGUAUUCCUGUUUUGCUAAGCUGUGCAGAUUUAAAAAACUAUAGUGCAGUAAAGUUCUAACAUAUCAUAUUUUAUAAACUCCAUUACAAAUGUUCCACACAGACAAAUGAUUAGCAAUUAACUGUAAUUUACACCAAACAAAAUCGCAUCUCAACCUGAAACCAAUGACUACAAAAUAAAUAUCUUGUUGCACCACUCAACAAAACAGGAUCAGUGCUUUAUCUGAGCUCUUGUAUAUGCAAAUCAUUUCUGAGGCAAGCUCUCAACACACCUAGAAAGCUAAAUAUUCAAAGUAUGUUAUUAGUUCUCUUCUUCCGUAACUGUCUACUACAUAAACAGACAUAGCACUGAGACUUUGGCAAUUUCUCAGAUGUUUCAGGCUUUACUAGCAAAGGGAAAUUUCAUUCAGAGUUGCCUACCAUACUUAUUCCAAUGUAUGCUGUUUUUACACUGGUUGUUUCUUUUGUAUACUUAUGGCUAUAAUUCUUUGGUUUUCUUCUUACAAUGGAUUCUACAUGAAAGAGUUUUUUGUUUGUCAAAAUACGUCUGUCAUCAAAUGGUCACUGACCAGUUGCACUCUUUUGAUGUAGAUUUAAGAACUUUUUUUCAUAAACUUAACUGCUUUUGUUUUGCUCUGUAUUUUCCCUGCAGCUGUAAUUGCUGAGUGCCUGUUGUAUACUUUAUAGAGUUGAAAUAAAAUAAUUACUUUUGAA